Messenger RNA from Aphidius gifuensis, 2676 nucleotides. RefSeq names its product eukaryotic translation initiation factor 2-alpha kinase 1-like. Gene Ontology annotation, molecular function: protein kinase activity; ATP binding. The transcript has 9 exons. Bases 147 to 2168 code for a protein of 673 amino acids. The record is from RefSeq and is a predicted model, not a curated record. Gene Ontology annotation, biological process: protein phosphorylation. Lineage: Eukaryota; Metazoa; Arthropoda; Insecta; Hymenoptera; Braconidae.
CCAGCACUAGUCCAAACUCCAAGCAUGAGUUUAAGAAUGAUCCAGAUUAUCCAGAACAACAAACCAAAACAAAACAAACUAGUAAAAGUGAUGUAAAAAUACUAAAAUAAAACUCAUUUUAAUUAACAUUAAAAUAAUUAUUAAAAAUGAAUGAAAGUUGUGCUUCUACUGCUGCUGAUGAUGAUGAUGAUGUCUGGUCAGAGUUAUCAACAAUAGCCACAGUUGAUCAAGGUAAUGAUUCUUGGAAACUAGAACGUAUUGAAGCAUCUCGCUCUAGACCUAGAGCAAUUGGUCGAGUUGAUACAUCAACAAGUUUACUUAUUGAAUCUCUUCUUACACUGAUCUGUUCCAUGUGGGAAAAUGAGCCAGCUCUUAAGAAUAAACUCUACAGAGCUUAUUGUGAUUUAUUGUUUGAUAUGAAUUUGAUUAAUAAGUCAUACAUACAACCUGAGUUUGAUACAUUACGUGGACAACAUCAAAAAGCUCUAUUUGGUCUUCUCAUGGUUGCUAAGCAAGCAAUUGGAAGUGAUGACAUAGUUAAAUUACCAGACCCAAGAAUUAUGAUGUCAGAUUACUUAAUUCAAUUUGAUGAAAUUGGUUUUAUAGCAUCUGGUGGUUUUGGUAGUGUUUACAGAGCACGUAAUAAAGUUGAUGGAAAUGAGUAUGCUAUUAAAAAAAUUACUGUUAGAUCAGGAAGAGUUAAAUCAAUAAUAAAACAUUUAAAAGAAGUUAAAAUAUUAGCUAAAUUUAAUCAUACAAAUAUUGUUGCUUAUAAAGGUGCAUGGAUUGAAAAAAAUCUACCAACAUUUGUUCGACAUGAUUAUUAUUCAUGUAGUCAAAAUAAAUUGACUAAUAGUCAGGAUGACUCUUGUCAAGAUAGUACAAAUAAUGAAAAUAGUUCAAAUAAUAUUAAACAAAAUAGUAAUAAAUCUAAUUCAAUAAAUUAUAAUAGUAAUAAAAAUAACAAGACUGGUAAAAAAAUUAAGGAUCAAAGUAGUGCCUCUAUUAGUAAUAAUAAAGAUGAAGAAUUAGAAGAAUUAGAACUAGAAGAACUAGAAGAAGAGGAAGAAGAAGAAGAAGAAGAUGAAGAUGAUGAUAUUUCUUUUAGAGAUAGUAGUUCAGAUCUCGUUUCUUUUAGAGCUUCUACUGAUAGCAAUAAACAAAAUGUAAAAGAAGAAGAAGAACCAGAAGAAGAUGAUGAAGAUGAUGAUAUUUCUUUUAGAGAUGGUAGUAAUUCAAAUCUUGUUUCUUUUAAAGCUUCUACUGAUAACAAUAAAAAAAAUGUAAAAGAAGAAGGAGAACCAGAAGAUGAAGAUGAUGAUAUUUCUUUUAGAUAUAACAGUUCAGAUGUUAUAAAUAAUAGUUCAGUUGAAAGUCCUUCAAAUAACAAUGAGACUAGUGAGACUAGUGAGACUGGUUCCAGUAAUGAUCAGUCACCAACAAGCCAAAAUCACGUUACACGAUAUAAUUCAUCAAAAAGAGAUAGUUUUGCAACGUUGUAUAUACAAAUGGCUUUAUGUGAAGAAACUUUAAGAGAGUGGAUGGAUAAAAGGCAAGAGCCAACACCAAUAUCAUUUAUAAUUGAAAUAUCAAAACAAACACUUGAAGGUCUUCAUUACAUGCAUUCUCUUGGUGCUGUUCAUCACGACAUUAAACCAAGUAAUAUAUUCAUUGAUACAUCUGGAAGUCUUCGUAUUCAACUUGGUGAUUUUGGAUUGACAUGUCCAUUACAACGAGAAAGUCAUCCAGCAAUGGGAACUCAAGUUUAUGCUGCACCUGAACAGCUUCAAGGACAGUGUGAUCCAAAAAGUGAUGUAUAUAGCUUUGGUAUUAUAUUUUUUGAACUCCUAUUUCCAAUGUCAACUGCUAUGGAACGUAGUCAAUUAAUCAGUCAAGCUAAAGAAGGAAAAUUUAGUGAUAGCCAUUAUCAACAAUAUCCAGAAUGGUGUGAAUUUAUAAAACGUCUUAUUGAAAAAGAUCCAAAAAAACGUCCAUCAACAAAAAGCUUGCUUCAUGAAUUAACACCUGAUAUUAGUAAAAAAAAUGAUACAGAAAUUGAAAAAUUAAAAAAAGAAAAUAACAAAUUAAAAGUACAAAAUAAAGAGUUAAAUGAUGAAUUAACAAAAUUAAAAAAUGAAUUAGAGCAGUUAAAAUUAAAACUGCUAUAAUAUUUACAGUAUACUUUUUCUAAAAUAAUAUUUACAAUAUACUUUUUCUAAAAAUAAUAUUUUUACUGAGUUUUUUAAUAACAUGCACAAAAUUAAAAUUAAAUUCUUUGAGUCCUCUUCUUAUAUGAUGCUGUUGAAUUUUUUCAUCUGUAUGAAUUUGUAAAAUAAAUAGAUGAAUUUCACAGAGUCCGUUGAGCAUUUAUUUUAUAACUUUUACAUCAAAUUUGAAAUAUAUAAUUUUUUUCCAUUGAGAAUACAUAUAUUUUUUAGCCAUUUAUUACCAUUCAUAUUUAUUUAUUUAUUAUAUAUUAAUAAUUGAUAUUUGUUAUUUAUUUUUGUAAUUAUUUGAUCAAAUUUUUACGAAUUUUAAUACUUUCAUUUUUGAUGAGGUAAAUCAUUGUAAUUUUUUCUUUGUAUUUAUAAUAAAUAAAUACAAAGUAAAUUUUGAAAAUGUAAAUAACAAUAUAAUGAAAAUAAAUAUUUUUUUUAAUUUAUCAAUCUAAAACAA